Trypanosoma theileri is the source of this 318-nucleotide messenger RNA. RefSeq lists its product as uncharacterized. NCBI's taxonomy places the organism in Eukaryota, Euglenozoa, Kinetoplastea, Trypanosomatida, Trypanosomatidae. The record is from RefSeq and is a predicted model, not a curated record. The transcript has a single exon. The coding region runs from base 1 to 318 and encodes 105 amino acids.
AUGUUUCUUCGACGUGUGGCACCAAAGGGUGCGGCAUCAAUGGCCGCUGUUCCACUUCUGGUCAGUUCCCGUGGUUACAACAUGUUUGUUUUCCGUGAUCCCGCACGCCGUCCACAGCUGACAGAGGAGGAGCGUUCUAAAGUGGUUAUUAACCAGGCAGAAUGGCCGGAAGAGUUCAAGGACUUUGAUCCUGAUGAUCCGUACAAGAAGAGUCCUGAAAUUAUUGAGGGAUUAUCCAGCUGGAAUCUCUUCCUUUGGGGAGUGGAAUGUGCAUUUAUCUAUCAGUUCUAUGAGCUGGUGUUCCCAAGGAGUAUUUGA